UUCAUUUCUCGUUCUACUUUCUCUCUCUAAACAUUUCACUCUCUUUGUCUCUGUCUCUCUCGCACAUUUAUCUGGUUCGGGGUCGCCGACCACCGCCAAAUCUCUGCAAAUCGAAUUGCUAUUUGUGCAGUCUCUAUAUAUCUUAUCACUUGCCAGCUACUCCCUCACAAAGCAUAUGCAGAGCAACAUCAAUUUUGGCUCGCAAUUUCACGAUGCAAUUUGAAGAAAUCUACUGGAGAACCAUCGCUGUUGUCAAAUUUUGUGGAACUAAAAAUUGCAUUGUAUUCGAAGCAUUUCCGGUACUUGAUAUUGAUUGAAGCUGCUAUGUUAAAGUUCUGAAUAUCGGGAUAUUGGUCAUAAUAUAUUUCAAAGCAAACGUCUUUCAUUCGGUUAUCUUGACUGAUAAAAAAUUACAUUAAAUGUCGGAAGCUGAUAUGGCCGUCAUUAAACCUGAGUUGAUGAAGUCCUAUAUCUGGCUUCAGACUGCCGAUGGGUUAAUUCAGCAGGUGGAACAAGAGGUUGCUAUGUUUUGCCCCAUGAUAUAUCAGGAAGUUAUACAGAAGGGCAUGGGAUCUUCCAAGAACUAUGCCAUAUCUCUUCCACAACGAGUUAAUCCUGCAAUGCUGAGUCUCGUUCUUGAUUACUGCAGGUUCCAUCAAGUACCAGGUCACUCUAACAAGGAACGCAAAUCUUUUGAUGAGAAGUUUAUUCGAAUGGACACAAAGAGGCUUUGUGAACUGACAUCUGCUGCUGACAGCCUUCAGUUGAAGCCUUUGGUUGAUCUUACUAGCCGUGCUCUUGCACGAAUUAUUGAAGGAAAAACACCUGAGGAGAUACGUGAAAUAUUUCAUUUACCCGAUGAUCUUACAGAGGAAGAGAAGUUGGAGCCAUUGAAAAACACAACUGAUGAUCCACGAAUCCGACUUUUGAAUCGAUUGUAUGCAAAGAAGAGAAAAGAAUUAAAAGAAAGAGAAAAGUUAAAGAAUGCUGGGACUGGAGAAGAGCAUGUAGAUGAUCGCUCAGUUGAUGACCUCUUGUCAUUUAUUAAUGGAGAUUCUAAGAUGACUAAAGCUUCAAAGAAUAAAAAGAAGAACCGAAGAAGAAAGGAGAAGACUGCUUUGUUAAAUGAAUCCGUGGAAACAGACAAAAUGGAGACAAAUGGUCUUGAUUUUGUAGGCCAUGAUGUUGAGCAUGGUAUCGACUGUCAACUCAGUCCCAGUGAGUCAUCAAAGUUUCAAGACGUGGAAGAAGACUUUUUUGCUCGUAAGGUAGAGUUUGAUGAUGUGGAUAUGGAUGAUGAGAUUGACCCUGCAUUAAAGGAAAAGAUUGAUAGGGAGGUGGAAGAUUUUGCGCGGAGAUUAAAAAUAGACUGGCCUGAAAGGAUGCAAGAGAUUCUAUCCUUUGGUCAAGAAAGGAGGCCAGUGCAGGUUUCUCUUAAUGGCAGCGGUAGCUUGAGAAAAUAGGCAACAUUGUGGAGACCAUUUCAGUUUUCACCAUGAUCGAAUCGGGCCUACAUAACUCAUGAAAUUAACUUUUGGUGAGAGGAUCAUGCCAGAUCCAGAGCAGAAAUCAUUAGAGGAACUUCAACAGUCCCUCUCGGCCAAAUGGCUGGUCCAGUUUUGUCGGAUACUUCUUCAGGUGGUCUAUUGUGGGCCUAUGAGGCAAAGAUCGUGAAUGUUAGAUCACCCUGUAAGUUUCUUUAAAUUAUUAUUUUUUUUCUUUUUUUUCCACAAAAUUUUUGCCUUGCGGAGCUAGAAUCUAGAAUCGGCUUGGGGUGCAAGCUUUUGUAUGAAGGACUAGAGAUAAAAACGUGGUUGCAGCUGGUAAUGCUCAAUGGUCAUAAAACUUGUAUCAGAUUACGUCAAAUGCUGAUACUUGUUCCAAUAAACUAAUAAGCAGGAAUUUUUGUCAUUUAAUGA
This is a messenger RNA of Tripterygium wilfordii, 1919 nucleotides long. Its product is annotated as SKP1-like protein 21. Gene Ontology annotation, biological process: SCF-dependent proteasomal ubiquitin-dependent protein catabolic process. Lineage: Eukaryota; Viridiplantae; Streptophyta; Magnoliopsida; Celastrales; Celastraceae. Gene Ontology annotation, molecular function: cullin family protein binding. The transcript has 10 exons. Gene Ontology annotation, cellular component: cytoplasm; nucleus. Bases 420 to 1463 code for a protein of 347 amino acids. The record is from RefSeq and is a predicted model, not a curated record.